Molecule: messenger RNA, 450 nt
Organism: Pungitius pungitius (ninespine stickleback)
Lineage: Eukaryota; Metazoa; Chordata; Actinopteri; Perciformes; Gasterosteidae
Product: charged multivesicular body protein 4b
Exons: 4
Coding region: 1-450 (149 amino acids)
Biological process (GO): late endosome to vacuole transport via multivesicular body sorting pathway; vesicle budding from membrane
Cellular component (GO): ESCRT III complex; multivesicular body; cytoplasmic side of plasma membrane
Source: RefSeq, a predicted model, not a curated record
AUGUCAGCGGCCCUGCAGGCUUUGAAAAGAAAGAAGCGGUAUGAGAAGCAGCUCACCCAGAUCGACGGCACGCUGUCGACCAUCGAGUUCCAGAGAGAGGCCCUGGAGAACGCCAACACCAACACUGAAGUGCUCAAGAACAUGGGCUUCGCGGCCAAGGCCAUGAAGUCUGCCCAUGAAAACAUGGACAUUGACAAGGUGGACGACCUAAUGCAGGACAUUACAGAGCAACAGGAGCUGGCCCAGGAAGUCUCCGACGCCAUCUCUAAACCAGUCGGCUUUGGAGAGGAGUUUGACGAGGAUGAGCUGUUGGCGGAGCUGGACGAGCUGGAACAGGAAGAGUUGGACAAAAACCUGCUGGAGAUCGGGGGGCCAGAGAACGUCCCUCUUCCCAACGUGCCUUCUACUUCAUUACCUUCCAGACCUGGUAGGGGACUUUUGAAAAACUGA